Molecule: messenger RNA, 765 nt
Organism: Salvia splendens (bonfire salvia)
Lineage: Eukaryota; Viridiplantae; Streptophyta; Magnoliopsida; Lamiales; Lamiaceae
Product: methionine aminopeptidase 1D, chloroplastic/mitochondrial
Exons: 8
Coding region: 1-765 (254 amino acids)
Biological process (GO): proteolysis
Cellular component (GO): chloroplast
Molecular function (GO): metalloaminopeptidase activity
Source: RefSeq, a predicted model, not a curated record
AUGGCGGCGGCCACUUCAAUUCAACCUCGCUUAAUAUCCACCUUCCUUGGAGACUGCCGCUUUCUUCCCUCCCAUUCAAUCCACCAUCUCUUCCGUUUCAAUCCAGGAAGGGACCAUGUAUCAAUGAAAAUGUCAAGGACGUUCUCUGGAUUGACCAAUUUAUUGUUUAAUAGAGGAAACAAUGAAGAAUUUGCUGAUAGCAAAAGGCAACGUUUAAAACCUGGUACAGUAUCUCCCACUCGGCCAGUCCCCAAUAACAUACCAAAACCUCCUUAUGUGAAAUCUCGAAAACCACCUGGAAUUGCUAGUGGGCCUGAAAUACACAACGAGAAAGGGAUAGCAUGCAUGAGAGCCUCAGGGAGGCUUGCUGCACAAGUUCUUCAGUAUGCUGGAACUCUAGUGAAGCCAGGCAUCACAACAGAUGAAAUUGACCAACCAGUUCAUCAAAUGAUUAUUGACAAUGGAGCAUAUCCAUCUCCCCAUGGUUAUGGUGGGUUUCCAAAGAGUGUAUGCACAUCGGUGAAUGAGUGCAUUUGCCAUGGUAUUCCAGAUUCACGGGCCCUUCAGGAUGGUGACAUUAUCAACAUUGAUGUUACAGUUUAUCUUAAUGGUUAUCAUGGUGAUACAUCUGCAACAUUUUUUGUAGGAGAAGUCAGUGAGGAGGCCAUAAGCUUAGUUAAGGUAACCAAAGAAUGCCUUGACAAGGCAAUAUCAAUAUGUGCACCAGGAGUUGAAUUUAAACAAAUUGGCAAGACAAUACAGUAA